CGAGUCUAUCCAUCUCUGGACUGCGCUAAAAAUAAGGCAGCGGCCAAGCUAGGUCUGCUCUCACAAUCCUCCUCAGGCAGGGAGUGGCGCAACCACUAGCCCCGGCAGGCCCCGCCCCCGGGCAGGCCCGCCCCUGCCCUAUCCCGAUCCUGCCAGGCGCUCCAAUCGCUUGUAGAGACCAUCGCUGGACCCAGGCGGCUGUGUCGAUCUCCGCUCCAACUGGAGACAGGGUCCAAACCAUGGCGGAGAAGGCUCAAAAGAGUGUGAAGAUUGCUCCUGGAGCAGUUGUAUGUGUAGAAAGUGAAAUCCGGGGUGAUGUAACCAUAGGACCUAGGACAGUGAUCCACCCUAAAGCACGGAUUAUUGCGGAAGCCGGGCCAAUAGUGAUUGGGGAAGGUAACCUAAUAGAAGAACAGGCGCUUAUCAUAAAUGCUCACCCUGAUAAUAUCACCCCUGAUGCUGAAGAUCCAGAACCAAAACCUAUGAUCAUUGGCACCAAUAAUGUGUUUGAAGUUGGCUGUUAUUCCCAAGCCAUGAAAAUGGGAGAUAAUAAUGUUAUUGAAUCAAAAGCAUAUGUGGGCAGAAACGUAAUCCUGACAAGUGGUUGCAUCAUUGGGGCUUGCUGUAACCUGAAUACAUUUGAGGUCAUCCCUGAGAAUACAGUGAUCUAUGGUGCAGACUGCCUUCGUAGGGUGCAGACUGAGCGACCACAGCCCCAGACACUACAGCUGGAUUUCCUGAUGAAAAUCUUGCCAAACUACCACCACCUAAAGAAGACUAUGAAAGGAAGCUCAACUCCAGUUAAGAACUAAGAACAAUAUACAACAUCAAGAUAACAGUUUGUCUUUGACCACUGUCUUUUGAGAGGGCCACAGUGUUUAUGCGCUCUUAGCAAUUCACAGAUUAAUACAUGUUGUCAGAGAGGAAAGUAAUGGAUUUUCAUUAUAACUGUCCUCUGUAAUUACAUAAAAUGCAUUAUUUUCCUAUAUCCUUACUCCUUUUCUGAGAAUUUACAGGUUUGGUUUAUUUUUCUUUUGUCAUAUGUUGGCCAUGAUUUUAGUUGUGUAAAAGAUUCCCUGUGAUAAGAAAGGGCAUAUUACUAUGUAUUUAUAUUGUAGCAUAUGUUGUAUUCAAUAAAAAUGCUAGUGACAGGA
This is a messenger RNA of Leopardus geoffroyi (Geoffroy's cat), 1154 nucleotides long. It is a transcript of the gene DCTN6, whose product is annotated as dynactin subunit 6. The transcript is spliced from 7 exons. Lineage: Eukaryota; Metazoa; Chordata; Mammalia; Carnivora; Felidae. The record is from RefSeq and is a predicted model, not a curated record. Gene Ontology annotation, biological process: mitotic spindle organization. Gene Ontology annotation, molecular function: dynein complex binding. Bases 240 to 812 code for a protein of 190 amino acids. Gene Ontology annotation, cellular component: dynactin complex.